Molecule: messenger RNA, 1541 nt
Organism: Fragaria vesca subsp. vesca
Lineage: Eukaryota; Viridiplantae; Streptophyta; Magnoliopsida; Rosales; Rosaceae
Product: enolase-like
Exons: 17
Coding region: 42-1382 (446 amino acids)
Biological process (GO): glycolytic process
Cellular component (GO): phosphopyruvate hydratase complex
Molecular function (GO): phosphopyruvate hydratase activity; magnesium ion binding
Source: RefSeq, a predicted model, not a curated record
AACACACAGUUAGUUUCAGUCUUUGAUUUUCAGUGAAAAAAAUGGCGACGACGAUCAAGCUUAUCAAGGCCCGUCAGAUCUUCGACAGCCGUGGAAAUCCCACCGUCGAAGUUGAUGUUACUCUCUCCGAUGGAACUUUGGCUAGAGCUGCUGUGCCAAGUGGAGCUUCCACAGGUGUGUAUGAAGCGCUGGAGUUGAGAGAUGGCGGUUCGGAUUACCUUGGCAAAGGUGUCCUGAAGGCCGUGGAGAAUGUGAAUGGCAUCAUUGGACCUGCUUUGAUCGGAAAGGACCCAACGGAACAGACGCAAAUUGACAAUUACAUGGUUCAACAGCUUGAUGGAACUACAAAUGAAUGGGGUUGGUGCAAACAGAAGCUCGGAGCAAAUGCUAUAUUAGCAGUGUCUCUUGCUGUUUGCAAAGCAGGUGCCACUGUGAAAAAGAUACCCCUCUACAAGCACAUAGCCAAUCUUGCUGGAAACAAGACCUUGGUUCUGCCUGUCCCUGCAUUCAAUGUCAUCAAUGGAGGUUCUCAUGCUGGCAAUAAACUAGCUAUGCAGGAAUUUAUGAUUCUCCCUGUUGGAGCAUCUUCUUUUAAGGAAGCUAUGAAGAUGGGUGUAGAAGUAUAUCAUCAUUUGAAGGCUGUGAUUAAGAAGAAGUAUGGACAAGAUGCCACAAAUGUUGGGGAUGAAGGUGGCUUUGCACCCAAUAUUCAGGAAAACAAAGAGGGUCUUGAACUACUGAAGACAGCUAUUGCUAAAGCCGGAUAUACCGGGAAGGUUGUAAUUGGGAUGGAUGUUGCUGCUUCAGAAUUCUAUGAUGAUAAGGAUAAGACUUAUGAUUUGAACUUCAAGGAAGAGAAAAAUGACGGAUCACAAAGAAUAUCAGGAGACAGUCUGAAAAAUGUUUACAAGUCAUUUGUUACAGAGUACCCAAUUGUGUCAAUUGAAGAUCCCUUUGAUCAGGAUGACUGGGAACACUAUGCUAAGAUGACUGCUGAAAUUGGUGAGCAAGUGCAAAUUGUUGGUGAUGAUCUCCUUGUUACAAACCCAAAGCGUGUGGAGAAAGCAAUCAAGGAGAAGAGCUGCAAUGCCCUUCUUUUGAAGGUGAAUCAAAUUGGUUCAGUAACCGAAAGUAUUGAAGCUGUGAAAAUGUCAAAACGUGCUGGAUGGGGUGUCAUGGCAAGUCACCGAAGUGGUGAAACUGAGGAUACUUUCAUUGCUGACCUCUCUGUUGGGCUUGCAACGGGCCAGAUUAAGACUGGAGCUCCUUGCAGAUCAGAGCGCCUUGCUAAAUACAACCAGCUUCUUAGAAUUGAAGAGGAGCUUGGAUCUGCAGCAGUCUAUGCUGGAUCAAAAUUCAGAGUACCAGUGGAGCCGUACUGAUUUCAGUACUGGAAUCUUUAAACUGUAUAACUACAAGCCUAGUAGUUGGUAUUUUGAUGCUUGUAAUUUUGUUUGACAAACCUUCCCUAGUAUUAGGAGGGUUCAGGAAUCAAAUGCUUUGUGUUUGAUGGUUGGUAAUGCAUGGUUUUUCUUUUGGUU